Melopsittacus undulatus (budgerigar) is the source of this 684-nucleotide messenger RNA. Its product is annotated as receptor-transporting protein 3-like. NCBI's taxonomy places the organism in Eukaryota, Metazoa, Chordata, Aves, Psittaciformes, Psittaculidae. Gene Ontology annotation, molecular function: olfactory receptor binding. Gene Ontology annotation, biological process: protein targeting to membrane; detection of chemical stimulus involved in sensory perception of bitter taste; protein insertion into membrane. The record is from RefSeq and is a predicted model, not a curated record.
AUGAGGAUCUGGCAGGACAUUUUUGCAGAGAAGUUUGGAAUGCACUUAACAGAGCUGUGGACACUUCAGAAGGAUGAUACCCUUCAGGUGCAUGCCCUCAAGCCUGCCUGGAAGGAGUCUGUGCAGUGCCAUGCUCUUGGGAGGUUUCAGUGCUCCCAGUGCUUUCAUGAGUGGUCUUUGGCCAAAGUCCACAUCGUGUUCCACAUGCACCAGUGCCAGGGCUGGGGCAUGGUGCGGAUGUGAGCCUUCCACCAAGCUUGCAGGCGGUGCCCAGAUCCCCGACUGGAGGAGCCUGAAUUCAUCCUGGAGACUGUGGAGCUUCUGCACAACAUGGUGCUGAAGAUCCUCAAGUACUUCUGCUGAGUGUGCGUUCAGCCCUCUGACCUCCUGGAAGUUGUGCUGGAUGCGCUGGCGACAUGGCCACAUGACAGUGCCCACCAUGAGGGCUGUCAACUCGGCCUUUGCAGUGAGACACGGCUGCACCUGGCGUCGAAUGCCUGGGAGCCCUUGAUGGAUGCAGACAAGGGCAGGACCCAUCACACCCUUAUGAGGCCUUAUGCAAUCCCAAUCCACCACCCCUCACACUUCAACAGCAGCUUCCCUUGGAAAUGCAGCUGCUUCAUUGGCAGCUCCUUGCUCUGUGUUCUGGCAGUACUCCUCUUUGUCCUAUUUUAUUUCAUCUAG